CGACUACCAAUUGAUCGAAUCUUCCUAUCAACAACUCAACACUUCCGGGCUGUAAUUUUAUCAAAAUUUCAGUUGACCAUGUCCGGCAAUUGGUUCAAAUGGACUGCUCUUCACGGGCGGCCAAGAACUGUCGGCAUAAACACUAAUGGAAGAAUUCUACGGCUUUUCGACGAUGCCAUAGUUCGAUUUCGGCAGCCGUUCUACGAAUCUUGGCGGCGUCGUAGACGCCCUGAAGACUAUGAAAAGAGAGAAAUCCCAGUGCGACAGCAAGUUCCAAGGAUACGGCACAAUCGUAUUCCAGGGACGAAGGAAAAUCCUUGUCGCAAAGUGCCCAGUCUUCUGCCUAGGAAGGGUGAAGUGCUUGUUCCCACUCGCAUUCAGCCGCCACGGAAUUCAAUGGGUUUCUCAGCUAUAAGAUUCUAUGGAAGCUCCACUAAUGAAGGGGGUUCUGGUGAACCACCGGAAAAUCGCGAGGGAAAGCUCAUUAAGUUUACAGUGGGUUCUCGUGCAGCCAAACCGAAAACGGGCCAGAUUGAAAUAUCAAAAAAAGGACCAUUAGGUUUUGAGACAACUAAGCUACCAGUUCAAGAAUCAUCACCGCAGUCAGAUUACUUAUCAGGAUUUUCGAAAGAGAGUCCAGACAAGGAUACAACUUCAGACACCAGCACCAGCACAACACAAUCUUUAGAUCGAUCGGGAAAUGACGGUAAUGAGGAACAAAUUAUAGAUGAUAUACCUAGAUCGUUCUCAGAAUACAUCAACUCAACCGCACAUUGGGAUUCAGACUCCAAAAAUCCUUCAGGAAUUCAGUCCCAACAACCCGAAAGAAGCCAUAGUGCUGGGAAUCCCCCAUCUGGAGGGAAACCACCCACCAAACCUCCUACAGGACCCAGUGGUCCGUCAGGACCCAACAAUCCUUCAAGACCACCAUCAAGAAAGGAUAAAAAUCCAUUUAGCGGAAUGGGAACCGAACCGCCUAAGAAGCCACCUUUGGGAAGUAAGCCUCCUAGUAAAGUACCACCAAGAAGUACGUCUCCCAAAAAACCACCAACAGGCAGUACACCGCCCCAAAAACCAACAAAAUCUAGUAAGCCCCCCAGUAAACCACCAGCAGGACCAGGGAUGAAGUCAGCCAGUAAGCCACCCACAGCAAGUAAGCCCCCUGUUAAAUCUCCAGCAGGACCAAAAGGAGGAGCUGGAGGUAAGUCUGGGAAGGGUGCAGGUGAACCGAGGGUCAUAACCCUAAUGCCUGGCGAUGGAAUUGGGCCAGAGAUAUCGAUGGCGGUGAUAAAAAUCCUUGAGGCCGCAAAAACUCCUCUAAUCUUUGAGCCUGUUGACGUGACCCCAGUGUUGAAUAGCCAGGGUAUGACAUCGGUGCCCGAGCAGGUGAUCGAGAGUAUGAACCGAACGAAAGUUGGUCUCAAAGGACCACUGAUGACACCCGUGGGCACUGGCUUCCGCUCCCUCAAUCUAACCCUGCGCCAGCUAUUCAACCUAUACGCCAACAUUCGACCGUGCAGAUCCCUGCCAGGUGUGGAAACCGUUUACGGCGAUGUGGACAUAGUGACCAUUCGCGAGAACACCGAGGGUGAGUACUCGGGCAUUGAGCACACCCUGGUUAACGGUGUGGUGCAGAGCAUCAAGCUGAUAACUCGGAAUGCCUCACUCCGGGUGGCCGAGUACACCUUCCAGUACGCCCUGGCUAUGAAGCGGAAAAAGGUGACGGCCGUGGCUGAAUCUCAGGUUAUGAGGAUGUCGGACGGCCUAUUUCUGCGGUGUGUCCGCGAAAUGGCGGCAAAGUAUAAGAGCAAAAUGGACCAGGCGGGCAUUAAAUAUGAGGAGUCCACCAUGACUACCGUCUGUCUGAAUAUCGUCCAGGAUCCCAAGCGAUAUGAUAUGCUGGUGCUGCCCAAUCUCUACGGGGAUAUCAUUUCAGACACCUGCGCCGGAUUGAUUGGAGGAUUGGGUCUGACGCCGUCGGGAAAUGUGGGCACCAAUGGCGCCAUUUUCGAGUCGGUUCACGGAACUGCGCCGGAUAUUGCUGGCAAGGAUUUGGCCAACCCAACCGCUUUGCUGCUCUCCUCCGUGAUGAUGCUGCACUAUAUCGGAUUGCAUGAACAUGCGGAAAAGAUUGAGAAAGCAGUGCUGAAGACCAUUAGGGAUGAUAAUAUCCGAACCAUGGAUCUGGGCGGCAAGGCGAAAUGCUCCGAGUACACCGAUGCCUUGAUCAAAAACCUCAAGUGAUCCACUUCUAGAAACAGCAAUGCUUUUUUAUCUUCUAACUCAAUGUAAAACUUCAUUAAAGUUGAAUAGGUCCUUGUA
This is a messenger RNA of Drosophila mauritiana, 2322 nucleotides long. Its product is annotated as probable isocitrate dehydrogenase [NAD] subunit alpha, mitochondrial. Gene Ontology annotation, cellular component: mitochondrion. The record is from RefSeq and is a predicted model, not a curated record. Lineage: Eukaryota; Metazoa; Arthropoda; Insecta; Diptera; Drosophilidae. Gene Ontology annotation, molecular function: isocitrate dehydrogenase (NAD+) activity; magnesium ion binding; NAD binding. Gene Ontology annotation, biological process: tricarboxylic acid cycle; isocitrate metabolic process. The transcript has a single exon. Bases 79 to 2244 code for a protein of 721 amino acids.